CUCUAUCCCGGCCUCCCCCCACGCCGGGCCCGGUGCACGCGACACCCAGAACAACAGCAGCACAGUAAUACAACAAUACACCCGCAUAUCUGCGCGCGCGUGCGCAACCGCAGAGAUCGCCAUGUCCCGGAACUCACGGGGCCCGAACCAACGACAACAAGGGGGCAAUGUCGGCUCGCAGACCCAGGUGUUACCCCACGCCGAGGCAUCCUCAAGUUCAGCGACACAGCCAGCACCGGCAAUCCUACGUUUAACAGGUGCCCAUGCGCCUUCUACAAACCACGUCCAAUGGGCCGACAAUGUCGUCGAUAACGAGGGGCUAGGACGCAAAAGCUCAAAAGUAUGCUGCAUCUACCAUGCCCCGAAAACCGUAGGCGAGUCUUCUGACGAGUCCUCGUCUGAUUCCUCGUCCUCCUCGGGUGCGGACUCGGAUUCGGAUUCUGGCGACCCGUACGACGCGCGAGAGCGGGCGAUUGCGCAGCGCCGGGCGAGGCAGCAGCGAGAGAGGCAGGACCGACACGCACCAGAUGAUGCGCAUGGACACGAUCACACUCAUUCAGAACACAACGGCAGAGGCGCGCGAGAUUGCAAACGAAAGCACGCUCGCCGGCCGAGCCCUAAUGCAUACGAGAAGCAACCACGGCCGAAGCGACAGGAUGAUGGAAGCGGUGGACCGUCUGGCUCCGGUCAGAGUUCGAAUCGCGUUUUAUGAAGCGUUGAAUUCCCCAUCGAAACCAAUACCACUAGAUUUGUUACGGUGACCGCAACUUGCACACCGCUAUUUAGAAGAGCAGGCUUUAGAAAGAGUCUUAUUUGGAUAGCCUAGCUCUUCAUCUCCCUACUACCUACCUACCUCCCUUUGCACACGGCGU
Xylaria bambusicola is the source of this 872-nucleotide messenger RNA. Its product is annotated as phosphatase inhibitor-domain-containing protein. The transcript has 2 exons. Gene Ontology annotation, cellular component: nucleus. Lineage: Eukaryota; Fungi; Ascomycota; Sordariomycetes; Xylariales; Xylariaceae. The record is from RefSeq and is a predicted model, not a curated record. Gene Ontology annotation, molecular function: protein phosphatase 1 binding; protein serine/threonine phosphatase inhibitor activity. The coding region runs from base 122 to 712 and encodes 196 amino acids.